AUGGAAACAGAGAAUGUGGCCAUUUUCACCGAUCUGCGAAAGCAGGUAGCUCCAUUGCUAAAGGGCUUCCAAGCAGAGAUCGACGCAGUGAGUAAAAGAAGUAAGGAGUCAGAGGCUGCCUUCCUAAACGUGUACAAGAGAUUCAUCGAUGUCCCAGACCCUGUGUCGGCCCUGGAGACUGCCCAGCAGCUACAGCUGAAGGUCCAGAGGAUGCACGACAUCGAGACGGAGAACCAGAAGCUCCGCGAGACGCUGGAGGGCUACACCCAGGAGAUCGCUGAGGUCAAGAACCACGAGGUCACAAUUAAAGCACUUAAGGAGAAGAUAGAGGAGUAUGAAGAGACCCUGAAGAAACAGGCCAAGGAGCUGGGCCAGGAGGAGAGGAGAGAGGGAGAGGAGGAGGGGCAGCUUCACAACGACCAUGCAGAGGAGGAGAGUCAACAACAGGAGAACCAGGAGUCUGUGGUGUCAAAGCUGGAGGAGGCAAACCGUAAGGCCCAGUCCCUACAGACAGCACUUGAAGCAACUCAGGCAGAGCUUUUGGAACUGAAGAGCAAGUAUGACGAAGAGUCGACACAAAAGGCCGAUGAGAUUGAAGUGGUGAUGUCAGACCUGAAGAGAGCCAAUCAGAGAGCUAAGGUAGCGGAGAGAGAAGCAGAGGCUCUUCGGGAACAGCUGUCGUCCGCCAACAAGUCCCUCCAGCUUGCCACACAGAUCCAAAAGGCCCCUGACAUGGAGCAGGCCCUGGAGGUUCUGUCGCGCUCCAGUCUGGAGGUGGAGCUUAGCGCCAAGGAGCGGGAGGUGCUGCAGCUGGCCGAGGACGUGCAGAAACUGCAGGCUAGCUUGGCCAACAUCCGGGAGAAUUCUGCCUCGCAGAUAAGCCAGCUGGAGCAGCAGCUCAGCACCAAGGAGAGCUUACUCAAGCAACUGGAGGAGAAACUGCGAGAGCAGGCAGACUACGAAGCCAUCAAGAAAGAGCUCAGUAUCCGAAAGUCAAUGGAGUUUGGCUCUUCAAACUUCUCCUCAGCACAGGACUCUAAGAAGCCUCUGGAGUUGUUGUUGAAGAGUCGAGGCCUGCAGUCUGAGAGCUCCUCCCUGCGCCUAAACAACAGUGAGUUGAGUGGUGUGAGGGAGCGAAAGGCCAAAGACUCAUCAGAGGGUCAACAGCGUCUUCCUGCCACGCCCAUGGGCACCAACUUGCAGGGCUCCCCUCCCCCUCCCUCCUCUCAACUCCUCCUGCGCACUGGCUCAGGUGGUGCCUCCGACACCACCCCUGUCACCACCGCCAAUGGCACGCACCACUUCUCGCCCACGGGCAGCGGGCUGGGCGGGCAGGACUUCUUCAGCCCCUGCUCGCUGGCGUCGGCAGGCACCGCUUUCCCCCUGGCGGGCAAAGUGUCGCUCAGUUCCCUGCUGCAGCGCCAGCUCAUGCAGACCUUCUACUCCAAAGCCCUGCAGGACUCAGUGUCUGGCCAGGCCCUGCUCUUCUCCCCCACCCACUACCCAACCCCUAACUCCCUCUCAGCCAGCCCUCUGCCACCCCAUCAGUCUUUGCAGUCGCAAUCCCAGCACCCGUCGGCGGGCAGCCCAGACAUUAAUGGCCUAGCCCCCUCGCCCAGCCAGUCAGAGGGUGCAGGGAGUGUCUCGGAAGGUGAAGACAUGGACACGUCUGAGAUAGCGCGUCAGGUCAAGGAGCAGCUGAUCAAGCACAACAUUGGGCAGAGGAUCUUCGGCCACUACGUGCUGGGGUUGUCCCAGGGCUCGGUCAGUGAGAUACUGGCUAGGCCCAAGCCCUGGAGCAAGCUGACCAUCAGGGGCAAGGAGCCCUUCCACAAGAUGAGGCAGUUCCUAUCUGACGAGCAGAACAUCUUGGCACUGCGCAGCAUCCAGGGGAGGCAGAGAGAGAACCCAGGCCAGAACCUGAACAGAGUGUUUCAGGAGGUUCCGAAGCGAAGAACCGGCUCCGAAGGCUCCUCGAGGGCAGGUAACAUCACCACGCGGAUCCGUACUCCGGAGAGUGGGUCAGACGAGGCCAUCAAGUCCAUCCUGGAGCAGGCCAAGAGAGAGCUGCAGGUCCAGAAGGCUGAUGGUGUGGACAACAGACAGCGACGACAGACAGGUUACCCCCGAGGCAUGGGCAACUAUUUCGCAAAAUAUGCACAAAGUCUCAGACUCGUCUCUCUCCCUGCAAUGGACUCGUCUCAGACCCCUCCCUCGUCCAGCAUUGGUGGUGGUGGUGGUACUAUCGGCUCAGGUGGAUCCUCCAGCUCAGACGAGACCAUCCGCUCCAUCCUAGAGCAGGCAAGGAGGGAGAUGGAGGCCCAGCAGGCCGCCCUGGAGCCCAUCCUCAAGCCCUCCUCCAUGGGCCCCUCUGACCUGGCCCUGCUCUCUCCCAAACACCUGGGCGCUUCCACUCUCCCGGCCUCCUACUCACCCCUGGCCCUGUCCCUCAAGAAGCCCUCCAUCCCCCCAUCCUCCUCGCCCUCCUCCCUCCUGGACUUCCACUCUGCCAUGGUGAAGGAGGCAGGAGAGGUGGUGGUGGGAGAAGGCGGGGUAGGAGGAGGGUCUCUAAUGGACGGAGGGACCAAGCAGGGGCGGGGCUCCUGGAGGGACCAAUGGUGGAAUAGUAUGCACCCCGGGGGGCGGGGAGUCAUGUCUAGCAUGAACGACGACGCGCGGAGUCAGGAGGACAGCAAGGAGAAGCCUCCCCGGCUGGCCAGCUCGUCCUCGGCGCUGGCCCCYUUCUCCUCCUCCGUCUCCAUCUCCUCCCCGGACUGCUGGAAGGACUGGCCCCGGGCCGAGUCCCCAUACUCCCAGGCCGGCUCCGAGCCCGGCGGAGGCACCAACACCCAGGGGCCCAGCCGCGCCGACACCCCCCAGAGCAGCCCCUCUCCCCUGCCCCUGUCCUUGAGCCUGGGUCCCCUGGGUUCCCUGUUGACCUCCGCAGCCAAACCAGUCAAGCCGGUGGUGGCGCCGCUCACGCCUGAGCAGUACGAGGUCUACAUGUACCAGGAGGUGGACACGGCCGAGCUCACGCAGCAGGUCAAGGACAAGCUGGCCAAGAACGGCAUCUGCCAGCGCAUCUUUGGAGAGAAGGUACUGGGCCUGUCUCAGGGUAGUGUUAGCGACAUGCUGUCCAGGCCCAAGCCCUGGAGUAAGCUGACCCAGAAGGGCCGGGAGCCCUUUAUCCGUAUGCAGCUGUGGCUCAAUGGAGAGCUGGGCCAGAACGUCCUGCCCUUACAGGGCCAGCCACAAGAGAACACCCCAAAGACCUCAGCCAGCUGCAGCCCAGCACCGGAGUCACCCCUCAGCUCAGCCGAGGAGUCAGUGAAGAGCUUGGGGGAGCAGGUGGGAGGAGAGGGAUGUGGGGGUGGAGGAGGGUUGUCCCAGUUCCCCCCCAGAGAGCCCAGCGAGCCCUCUGAGUCCCAGCCCGGCACACCGCUGCCCGUCCCCGGUCACUCAGGUCUCAGCAUCCAGGAGAUGGUGGCCAUGUCCCCGGAGCUGGACACCUACGUCAUCACCAAGAAGGUCAAGGAGGUGCUGACUGAUAACAACCUCGGUCAGCGUCUGUUUGGGGAGACCAUCUUGGGUCUGACCCAGGGCUCGGUGUCUGACCUGCUGGCGAGGCCCAAGCCCUGGCACAAGCUCAGUCUGAAGGGACGUGAGCCCUUCGUCCGCAUGCAGCUCUGGCUUCAGGAUCCACGCAACGUGGAGAAACUCAUGGACAUGAAACGCAUGGAGAAGAAAGCCUACAUGAAGCGGCGCCACAGCUCGGUGAGCGAGAGCCAGACUGCGGACAGUGGGGGCUUGUCGGGGGGAGACUUCAGCCAGGGGGGCAGCCCCCAGCACGGCCUCGGCCACCACCUGCACCAGCAACAGCCCCCCCAGCAGCACCUGAAGAAGGCUCGUGUGGUGCUGGCCCCCGAGGAGAAGGAGGCCCUGAAGAGGGCCUAUCAGCAGAAGCCCUACCCCUCGCCCAAGACCAUCGAGGAGCUGGCGUCACAGCUUAACCUCAAGACCAGCACCGUCAUCAACUGGUUCCACAACUAUAGGUCUCGUAUCCGACGGGAGCUGUUCAUUGAGGAAAUCCAGCGAGGUGAGGGCGGUGAGGGUGUCUCCCCGUCCACCAGAGCGGGCAAGGCCAGCGAGGGUGACAGCUGCGACGGCACCGAGUCGGACGGCACGGUGGAGGGCACACGCCCCGGCCACGAGCACCACCCAGCCUCGGAGGGGGAGUGGGGGUCCGACCACARGGACGAGGGAACCACCUUGGCCACUGGCAGCACCGCCACCGGUACCAGCGGCCACCACAAGGGCGGUGACCUGAACAGCCUGUUCAGCUUCCCCGAGAUCAGCCAUGUUUCCUCUGUGUCCGUGGCUGCUACCGCCGCUGCCCGCAACCCCCGCGACAACAGCCUGCGCAAGAAGAAAGCCGCCAACCUCAAUAAUAUCAUCCACCGUCUGGAGAAGGCCGCAAGUAAAGACGAGCCCCAUGAGUGGGAGUUCUAAUACGGUCCCCCCUGCUCACGCUACCGGCGAAAGUUCCUAUUUUUCUAGAGCCCUAACUGCACAGUCCCAAGGCCAAGCCUGGAGCAGUACUGCCAGAGAAGAACUGGUGUCUUUUACGAGUUUUCAUAUCAAAGAGGGUUUAGAGAUUUUUUGGAGACGCGAAACGACAGCAACAACCUGGUUUUGUUUGUAGAUAAAGCACUUAACAGCCCUGCUGGCCACAGGGCCCUAACACCACCGGCCAAAGGUGCGAAAGAGACGAAAAACUUGUGCUACUCACAAAGGAGCUUCACUCCACAGGACACGAGAAGCAAUUCUGUGUUUUAUUUGUGUGUGUGUGUGUUUCCCUUUGAGAAAUUUAUUCGCCACCUCAGUUUUUCUAACCUUUUUCGCGCAGUGAAUUCUCACAACAUCUAGCAGACUAAAUGUUACAAUGUUUUCUCUUUUCUCUGUUUUCUAAGAGGUUCCUCCUAGUAACUCCAUUGCAGCUGUUUGGUAUCUGUAAGKAUCGUUAAACGGAAAGCCAAGCAUUUAAAACAUUUGUGUCUGCAGGAGAGAAGGACCAUGAAGUGAUCCUUUCCCAAGCAACCUUCUUCUCUGUGCCCCAAAAGUUGCCAUGUAAUGGCUUUGGAACUCUUAAUAUGCUAUGGACUCAAUUGAGAAAGGAAUCAACAUUUUUAUAUAAUUAUUUUUCUCCUCUGAGAAAGAAAAAAAAGUAUUUAGCAAUUUGGUUGCCACUAAGAGAUUGCACAGUCGGUCGACUCUAAACAAUGCUAGUUUCGAUUCCUAAAUACUUGGGAAGGAUAAAAUGAUAAGUGAACAUACGAUUUAUCAGUUGUUGAAGGGAAUGAUGAAAAAAUAUUCACUUUAAUUCACAAUUUUUCAACGUACAACAUAAAAUGCAACAGUCAUGUAAGGAAAAAGGAAAAAUCUGAAAACAUCUUGUGGUAGCUGACUUUUAGUGUUCUUUCUCGUGAGUGAUCUAGAAACUCUUUGAUAAGUAGUGCACAUUUCUUUCAUAGCUUUAACUGACUUUCGGGGACGCCAUUUUGGUGGCACCGGGAGCGUUUKUUUAAUACACUCAAUUUUAGGCCAAAAUCAGGUUUGAGAAUUAAGAAAACAAACAAAAAAAAGAAUUACAUGUAUACAAGUUAAUGGAGAAAAAAAAUAUUUCAGUCUAGAUAUUUUUUAAAACAAAAAGUUACGAACCUGCUUUUUAACCACAAAAUCCACACUAUUGCGACCUCAGAACCAGGGCGGGCAGUGGAGCCGAUGGCCGCUGUACUUCACAGGCUGGCCCUAGGACGGGGAGGCUUGCGUUUCAUUGGGUGAAAAAGCCAGGAGAUGCACAGCUCACUUUACUGUAUAUUCCAAGCUUCAGGCUCUUUUGCUCUCAACUCUUUACCUAUGGUUGUAUGUAUAUAUGUACAUUGUCAAAACAAAAGACAGAAAAAGAAAGACAAGAAACCCCYGUUCCUGUUGCAUAUGGUGCGCUGAGUCGGUGGAAGAGAUUGACUCUCCUCUGCUAGUGUGUUCCCAUACCGACGAGCUACAGGAGUGAUCUAGUCAUGGUCGACCUGUCAUACGUCCCUCCUUUAAACCCCUGAGAAAUAUACUCCACAGGCUGUCAUAUUGGUUUGCUCAGAGGUCAAGAGGUCAAAUGUACCAGUACUUAGUAGAGAUAUUUUGAGGUACAUUUUUACUUAUAACCAAUACCAAAAGUUCUAUCCAAAGUACUGUUGAUGURACAUCCCCCAUCCAAUUUGGUCGUCUCUGUUUCAAAGUCGAGCUGAUUCUUCCACCAGUCUUAAUGCGCUCUCUUCCUUAUAUGAACAGUUUUAUGAUCAAUUCAGGACUGUUAUGUAGCAUCUCCAUUCUCCACUGGUCUCAACAAGUCCUCUUACCUUCAGCUGAAACUCUUGGCUUGCCUCGUGAAUAUAUCUCAGAGGUUAAGAUCACUUGACACGGGUCAAUGGAAGAAACAAAGACAUUCAUUUUAUACUCAACCCUCAACCCAUCCUCCCUCUCCCAGACAUGGUAGAACAGUAGAAACCCCCUCGCACACAUCGAUCACAACCUUCUCCCUCCUCUCCCGUUCCUCCUAUGCCACAUGCUCACAGUGCCUGCCCGCCCACUGCCUCUCCCUCUGUGUUUGAGUGUGUGAGAGCACACGUACGUGUACACAAGUAGACGUGCGCUUGUGUGAUGUUGUAUGCACGUACUGUAGGAAAGGGGUGUAAGGGUGUGAGGGAGGACUAGCUGCCCUGCUCUGCCAUACACACCCCUAAGUGUGUAUGGCUCUGUGCGUGUUUUAUACGUCUUUGAUUUGUACAUGCCUGCACACAUAGAGUGCACAACUGCCACCCUUUCUUUCUUCUAAGCUGUUUUCCAAGUUAUCGCUUACGGCAUAGCAGACUCACAAAUACAGUAGGUCUCCUUUAUUGCCAUAUAUUAACGACUCACAGUAGAUCACUUCAACAAAGUUUUUUUUGUUAAAACAUUUUUGUUCUACUUAUUUAUAGGGGCUCUAUUUUACAUUUUAAUGUCUUAUUUGAUUUUUGUUUUACAUUAUUAUUAUUGUUAUUAUCGUGUGGGACUAUAAGGGGUCAUGUAAAAAAAAAAAAAAAAAACGUUUUUAGACUGAUAGACUGCCGGCAGUAUUGGGUUAUACGUACGAGAUGUAGUUGUCAUACAUGUAUAUUAGUGAAAUUUGAAUAUGUUUUGACAGUGUCAUUUAUAUGGUUUGAACUCAAUUGAGAGAUCAACCCGAUGAUGUCAUCGAUAGCAUUAUGGUGCAUUCACCUUUCGUGAUGUGUCUAUGCAGUUUUCUUUUCUUCUUUUUAACUUGUAUGUAUUUUCCAUGAAGAUAGAUCACCUCARCAAGCAUAAUUGAAAUCAGGUUGACUCAUUCUAUUUUGUACAUUUUCCGUGAAUCACUGAACCCAGCACAGGACAGAAGUUGUGGUGGGGCUCGAGAACCAAUAGCAUCUGAAUGUCUGGAACUGCUGUCAUUUGGCAUCACCUCUGAAUCUGGCAUUUUAUUUUUGAAAUGUUCCAGCUUUAUUUGGGAUUAAUAAACUGAGGUACUGAUAGGAUCGCUAUAUAUGGGCUUAGAUCUAGCAAGAGAGUGUGACUGGCAUUUCCUGUUUAUUGGACCGGGAGGUUUCCUGUCUCUACAAACUAACCAACAUGUGGCUCUGCACAAGGCUAGGGAUCAGAAAACUGGAGUGAACUAUAAACUGUGAUGCACUUGCUGAAAUCUAAAAYGUUUGUGAAGCUCUUAGUACUACGUACACAGACUAUUCAGAAGAUGUUUAUUUCCGCAGUKAUUAUUUGCUAAAUAUAGGUUUAGUUCCUUAAAACAAAAACUUAUCAAAUGACAUUUUUAUACGUAACAAUAACACAAACAGGUGUGUAAAGCACAAGCACUACUGACCAACAACCUCUUAAAAAGGGCGGAAGGCAAUUAAACUGUCACAAUUUACCUUAAAAGUUGAAUAGCAUGCUGUUAAAAAUGUUCUAUCCUAUUCUGACUUUACAGUAAGCUUACUCUUUAAAGACAUCACAUUAUCAACAAAGAAAGAGAUUAUUGUCAACUUUUCAAAUUGUGCACAUUUGGAGCACAAUACAUUGGACUUAAUAUAUGGCUGUCUGAUCCUUGCGUCAUAACCUGGCUCUAUAGAGUGGGUCCUGAAUGCCUACUGCUCAGCUGCCCCUCCUACAGCAAAGCUGGUGGUGAUUAGAUCACCUCUGGAGGGCAGUGAAGUUAGCACACUGUUCAGAAGCCCUGCGUCCUGGCUGGUUCCAAACUACGCUCCCUCAAGUGCCACACUGCCAGUCUGGCCAAUCACAGCAGUCCCUAUCAGUUGGUCGCACUUUUCAACUGAACUUCGAAUUAAAGCACAAGUACUGCGACAAGUUUAAAAUAAUUGUCUUUCCAUUUAAUGGCUGCAAGUAAAGCUUAAAUUGAUCAUACCCAAAAACAUUACCUUUCAAAAAGGAGUUGAUGUUUUAGCACUAUUAAAGAGACAUCUUAGCUUAGCACUUACCGUCUGCGAGUCUUUUCCUCCGGACUAUUUUAAGUUCAUAGGAGUGUCUUUGCCUUAAAGUGACCAAAGUGUUGAUAUUGUUUUAAGGAUUGCUCAUAAGUUAAUGCAGUAAGCUGGCCCAGUCUCUUAGUCUGAAGUCUUGCGCCCAUCCCAUCGUCAUUCUCAUGAGACUUUUCAUCACUGAUCUCCAAGUCUUGUGCAGGCACCACAUGGAAACAAGCAAUCAUUUUGAUUUGUCUCCCACAUGCUGUGUCCUCAACACAGCUGUUGAUGUCUGUAGCAAAGUUGUUUUGUCUGGAAAUGCUCCACUGCUGUUGAAUAAAAGGGGUCCAGUGCUGUGACUGUCUUCAGUCCUGGGCUGGCUCCUCCAGAGGUGAUGCCAAUACAGACUUUUAGGCCACAGAUCUGUAGGAGGUACACAUUCAAAAGUCCAUAUGCAGAUAGUCGGUAUGGCCCUCAUUAACAAUGAUGCAGGCUUGAGUGUCUGGUAGAGGCACUAGUGAAAGGGAUUUCAUCAACAGUAUGUGAGUCUCCCAGAGGGAUUUCAGUUUGAUAUUAUUACUAACAUGUCAAGUUGUGCUAUCAUGAUGUCAACUGUUCCCAGCUAAUACCCUGUCAGUACAGGCGACAAUAGCGAUAGCUGACAGGCAGUGCUUUUUGACUUGGAGUUACAUUUCUGUGGAUUUGUUUUUAUUUUUCUAUUUCUCAUUUGAUGCUAAUGCAAGAUUUGAACAAGAGUUCUCUCACUUUUUCUCCCCAAAUCAUGUUCUGCUGUCAGCCAUUUUGGAACAUUGCAUGUAGUUUUGCCCUUUGGCACAGAGGGAAAGGUUUUUGAUCAUUAACUUGUAUUUGAUUUUAUCCCUAUUAAUUCAUAGAUCAAUGUGUUUUGGAUUAUUUUUUUAUCGUAAUCAUUUAAAGGGGGGUUGUGCACUCUGAGCUAAUGGAAGUCAUUCUGGUUGUAGUAGAAACCAAAGUGGUGGAAUUAGUUUUUAACUUUUCCCGAUUUUCAAACCGUCUGAACGUCAUUGCUUCUUGUUAACGUGUACCACACCUCUUUUUCCUCAUGCUAUAGGUUAGGUUCACAUGACAUUGCUUUGUCAGACUCUCCUUCUUCAACAAGGGAUUGCACCCUUAGUAUUCAAGGACACGAUUCUCCUUGAGGCCACAGUCAUGGAAAUAAUGCUGACUAGAACGGCACAGAACAUAGACAAGGACAGAUAUCACACACCAAUACAUGAGCAAUACAAUUGAAAGAGGACCAAAUCAGGCUUGACUACCUUUCUGAGUUAUUGUCUAGCACAUGUUCAUAUAGACGUCAUAAAGAACAGGCUAUGUUUAUCAGUCGCAGUUAAUACAGUGUUUAUGUUGUAGUGUCCAAGAACUAGAGGUCGGUCCUCUUUUCUCUGCUCCUAUUCAUGUGUAUACUUCUGCAAUUGACAGGGAAAGGUUUUCUUAAAGUGUUGGUUAGAUUUGUAGACACAGAGUUGUCUGUAGCUUUCUGAAUGAACGGGUAAGAUUCUGAGUAUCAUGAAGAAUUAGGGGACUGGAUUUCACAGUGGAACCCUGGAGGAAGCACCCAAAGCUACACUGGUUUAUACAAAGGGCAUUUUGCAUGUGUUUGUUCAGUUUCUUUGUGCUACAGUUCCCUUCUGUGUUAUCAUGUUCUUUUUCUGUUGUUAAGAAAAACAUAGGUUGUUACUAUGUUGCAGAAACCAUAUGAUUAUUUUGGAUGAAUUUCAGGAAUUUGCCCUUUGCAAAUAUUUUUCUAUAGAACUAAAGUAGAUUGCUAUCAAUAUUAUAUACACUGUCAUAUAAAGUUGUACAGAUAUAUAUCCUUAUAGCAAGUUGUUAAGAAUUACUAUGGGUUUGUUUUUUGUUAUUACUGUCAAAGUAUUGGUAGUUCUCUCUGUAGGGUUGAUGUGUCCAUAGCUUAGUUUUUUCCCCCAUGUCAGGACUCCGAAAACCUCACACUGUAUGAUCGACUUCAAGGAUCGUUGCAUACGUAUUAGCGUUAGCCAGCGCUAAUCUCAUGGUGUUUGUGUAUCAUGGAUUCACAUUUCUCUUAUGACCCUCCAAUUAUUUCAUAACCUCAUGUUAUUUGUGAGACAAACGUUAACCCAGUAAACAUGAAGACCAAUGCCUUGAUUCUCAGUGAAGCAUACAUUGCAGAACCAUAUGUCAUUGCACAUCACUAGCCCCAAUCUAUACUUGCUUUUAUUUAUAGUAUAUACACUCCUUAGGCUUUGUUAGAUUCUCCUUAUUCAAUGUCAACAGACACUGGUAGUGACAAAAGGUUUUUGACGAUGUUUGCUAAAAGUGUGAUGAAAUCUGGAAUUAUUUGCUUUUGAUUUGCCUUCCGUUUUAAGAUGAGAUUUGAUUUGAACAUUAAUGCAUUUAUUUUUUGCUCUCAUCUUUUUGCUUGUGUUAAGUCUCAGAAGUCAGCCAGGGACAGUAGUCUUGUGAUUGUGAGAAGAGUCAGAAGUCGCCAUGUUAAUAGAGUUGUGAUGCCAGUGACAUUGGAAAUGGAGACUAAAAUAGUGGUCAACAAUGGCGGCAUUAAUAAUGUCAUAUUCAAUCUGAAUUUGGAUUAUCUAAGUGUGGUCACACAUUACUUUAUGCAUUACUGAUUAACUGCUGAUUGACAUUUUGCAUCCAUCACUCAGUGGUGGUUGGCAUAUAAGUUACGAUGAAAAACUAAAUAAUAAAUGUUGACAUCGAUUAACGGUUGGUUGUGUUACAGUAGUUUUGGGCCUUUGUCGGCCAACUCCAAAUGGACAACUAAUUUUUUAGAGUGACAUCCAAUAUUGUGUUUUUUGAAAGCUGUGUUUUUAGAGCUUUAGUGAAGGAAGCAUGAUAGAACUACAUCACCCACAGUCCUUUGCUGCUACCUUGUUUGCUUUCUAUUCAUAUGAGAGGAUGUUGUGGUGGCGGAGUCACAUACUCGUAUAAGCUGAGUGUCUAUGGAGUCCCCUCCCUCAGUUCAGCUCAAUGUCUCCAUACUCACAUUGACAUGCUCCCAAGGCCUCAACUGACUGUAUGAAUUUGUAACUGGACAAAUACCUGCUAAACUGCUGAAGUCAUCAAAUUUGUUUGUGUCCAGUUCACCUUUGUUUGGCCAUGUGCUAUAUCUAAGUCUAAGAUCGUUGUUUUCAUGUUGUCGUAUAAUCCGAUUCUCAUUGACUAAAGCCUUGUUCACAUUGGAAGUUGACUCAAAUCACAUUUUUUUGCAUAUCCGAUUCGAAUGUGGUCUUUUUCCUGCAGUCACAACAGCCAAAAAGUACAUGGAAUCAAAUAUUUCAAUCCACAUUUCAAACCACCUUUGAAGUCUGAUACAAAUAUGAUUCCUGGCCAUGCAACUUGUGUCUGAACAGUCAAAUCUGAUUUAUUCGCUCUCAAAUGGUUUUUAAGACUGUUAUUUGGCAUUUCUUGUUGCUUGCUAGCUACUCUGUUUCCAGUUUGACAAGAACAUGUGGUAGCAAAAUAGCUUGUUCAUUGUUAGUGAAUGUGCUAGAAAGCUAAACASCUACCUAGCUAAGUGACUAAAAGUUGGAUCAUCUUAUCCUUUAAGGCUUUAUAAGUGUUCUUACACAAUGAUUUUGAACAUUCAAAGCAACUUGAAGGUUGUCACCUUAGCUUGCUACAUUACUUCUGAGUGAUAGGCAGCAGGAGCACCGCCACCAAUCAGCCUACACCACGUUGCACGCCCGUCAUUACUAGCGUAGCCAUGUCAGCAAAUGACUGCUGUCUGAAUACACAUUUCCAAUUUGGUCACUUGUAACUUGCUGUUUGGACAGUCAGUAUUCCAAAAUGGAUUUGAAAAACAAAACUGAUUUGAGCUUUAAGGCCUGCAGUCUGAACAAGGCUUAAUUGUGUUAAGAACAAAGCUAGCUAUACUCGCCAAUGGUUUUGGCUCCUCCCCUUUACUAUUACCCUACCAGGUUUAUAAGCAACCUUCCUUAGAGGUCUAUUUUUCAGCUGAUGAUUUUGAAACUAGGACACUACUUUUAUCAAGCAUGGAAAGAAGUCUGAGUGUAUGUGUUGGGUGUUGGAUGGUGUCAAUUUGGCCGACUCUCAACCUUCAAAGUGCCAGAGGUCUCCAACUUUCUGCUGUUUGGUCAGGCAGCCAUCUCACUAUCAGUUUAUCUACUGUAAUGUCAAGUUGCUGUCUCAGUAGACUUUCAAUUCCGUGUAUAUACUAUCUGAUUACACAUAGGUCACGUUGUUGUUCAAAUGUCAUUCAAUUACAGAACUUGAGAAUGCCUGUUUCAAUAGACACUGUAGAUUUUCUGAAAUAAUUGAGACUAACAUGUUUUAGUCUGUUUGUUUGCUUUUGCUUUGUAAAUGGGUGAAAGAAGAUCAAGAUUUUAUACCAAAUAUUGUUUGAUUCUUUUUCCACUGCUAAGGAGACCUUUCAGUACCUUGAAUGAAAGGUUUAAUUGCUUAGCUCUUGUUUUGGCAAAUGCGAGUGUUAUUGGAGAUGUACAGAUAUCGCUUCCAUAGAAAUUGAUUUGUGCAAUUUAAUUUCUUAUGAAGGUUAUGUGAUUUGUUUUUUAAACCAAACUUCACAUUGAAGUUAGUUACCAUAAUGUUACAAAAUAAAAAAAAAUCCCUUCAACCAAAAAAAGUGUAAUUCUCAACGAAGAGUUGGUACUUCCAACUGAAGAGUUUCAGCGCAAUUCACUUUUCCUCCAACACUUCACUUAUGAAUUAUAGCUUGACGUGGGGCAAAACAUUUUGGCAUUCAUAUGACAUGGCGUGUGUGUGUGUGGAGUGUUGAGCGGCUCCUAUGCAGUUAAGGGAGGCAGUUUCCUUAUUCCUUUUAGUUUGUGUCCUCUCUUUUUUUACUGACUGCUUUUGAAGUGAGGAACCCUCGCACCAUCUCUGCUGGUCUAAUUGUGUCUCUCAAAGCUCAGGUGGAAACUACUUUUAGCAGAGUCCUUGUGUCACUGUCACCGGCAAAAACAGUGCUCCCCCCUUCAUCUUCAGUCCAGAGAGAGGUGUAGUUAGUUUCUGUCGGCUGAUUUAUGUUUCUAUGAAGCGAUUCUAGGCCUCAUGAUCGGCAAUGAAAGGUUGACUCCACCUUCACAGGAAAAAUUUUUACUUCUUCCAGUUUCAGUUUGUUCUCUCGUUUGGUUCCUUUUUAUUUGGUCAUUUAAGUCAUGUAGUCUGUUCCCAGCACUGUAAGACAGUCCCUAUACAAUAUGGAGAAGCAAUAUCACUGUAUGAAACUCACAAUGUAUUAUUGUUAUUAUUAUUGUUAUUAUUAUUAUUAUUCACUAGCACCCUAGGUGUGAUAAUUGAAGUAAAUAUCUUUUAUACAAACACAAA
Salvelinus sp. IW2-2015 is the source of this 13886-nucleotide messenger RNA. NCBI's taxonomy places the organism in Eukaryota, Metazoa, Chordata, Actinopteri, Salmoniformes, Salmonidae. The record is from RefSeq and is a predicted model, not a curated record.